Exophiala oligosperma is the source of this 3070-nucleotide messenger RNA. Its product is annotated as calcium/proton exchanger. The record is from RefSeq and is a predicted model, not a curated record. Gene Ontology annotation, cellular component: fungal-type vacuole membrane. NCBI's taxonomy places the organism in Eukaryota, Fungi, Ascomycota, Eurotiomycetes, Chaetothyriales, Herpotrichiellaceae. The transcript has 2 exons. Gene Ontology annotation, molecular function: calcium:proton antiporter activity. Gene Ontology annotation, biological process: intracellular calcium ion homeostasis; calcium ion transmembrane transport. The coding region runs from base 487 to 2367 and encodes 626 amino acids.
CUUGCUUGUUACGGAGUCCAGAGAACUGAUCUGGUGUCCGUUGUUUGUUGGUGGGUGGUGCCGUCAUUCACUUCCACCUCCACCGCCAGCUGCCAAAAUGCAUCUCGUCACGAUGUAGUAACGCUCUGCUCUCUCUUGCACAUUGACCUUCCCUUCCUGCGUUGGUUCAGUCAUUCUGUAUUUGCGGUUUGGUCACCGUGCCUUGAUUUACCAUCAGAAGAUCCCCUGUUCUGUCCAUUCGCAAUAAAGCCUUCGCUGGGCUGUGCAACAAGGUCGAACCUGGCUGUCCACUAACUGAAGCACACCACAACGCAUUCCUUAUUCCUCAUUCCUUAUAACGCCUCCUGCCAGCAAACAAACACUCCGUCUCUGUUGUCCCAUCUUGAUUACUUUAGGCUUGGUUUCCUGGCCGAAGACAACUCGGGUCUGUUCAAAGCAAUCUGAUCUUCAGCAAUAUCGCUGUGACCAUAGGUACCCCGACUCACUAUGCACAAAUACCGCCGCGAGGCGAAGUAUGCCGCCUGGUACGAUGACCCAAACGACACCUCUAAUUUCAAGUUCAAGAAUCCCUUUUCAAAAUGGAGGCCAGAUACGAGGCAGAAUUCCAUGCGUACAAUGGAAGAUGGCGAGGCGCAAGAUCGUAGACCGGGGCGACAGAUCGUACAAAAUUCAAAACCAACAAACGGGGACGAAGGCGGUGGCUCUCCUCUCAAACCCACACUUACGGAUGAUCCGAACGACUACAGGCUUGGGACGCCUGUUGAUAGAAGGGGGCAACACCAGCGCCAUGCUGAAACCGAACCAGGUGCAACUUCAGCUACUACACCCUAUCCUCCCGGUGACGAAAUCAAAAUCCCUCGCGCAAUGAGUCCUGACCUGUCAGAACGGGAACCCAAGGAAUAUAACGAUCCUCAGCGUGCGGAAUCGAGCACCGACACAUACAUCAAUGGAAAUGCCUUUGACUCUGGAAAGUCAAAUCCCGUCCGCAGUCGGACUACCGCUUCAAAAACAGAAACACAUGGUAUCAGAAGACUUUUCACCAAGAAUUCAUCACCAGACAACGACGACGAUAACGGCAAGAACAAGAAGAAAUUCACGGUAUCGAGUCAACUCCACGCCACCCUAUUCAACUCUUGGAUCAAUGUCCUUUUGAUCGCGUCUCCAGUCGGCAUUGCAGUUUACUAUGCACACGUCAAUCCCGUCGCUGUUUUCGUUAUCAACUUCAUCGCCAUCAUCCCUCUGGCAGCCAUGCUAAGCUACGCCACCGAGGAGAUUGCUCUUCGAGUUGGUGAAGUCCUUGGUGGCUUACUCAAUGCGUCUUUCGGUAAUGCUGUCGAACUGAUUGUCUCAAUCAUCGCGUUGGCAAAAGAUCAGGUGUUGAUUGUUCAGACCUCUCUCAUUGGCAGUAUGCUGUCCAAUCUCCUUCUGGUGAUGGGAAUGUGUUUCUUCUUUGGCGGCUUCAACCGUAUCGAACAAGCAUUCAACCUGACAGUGGCUCAAACUGCUUCCAGUCUGCUGUUCUUGGCCGUCAGCAGUCUGAUCAUUCCCACGGCUUUUGAGGAAUGGGCGAGAACGUCGAACGGCAGCACUGGCAAUGACAAUGCGACCACGGAGAAUCCCAAGCCUGGUGUUGCCGCCGUCAGCCGAGGCACCGCCAUUCUCCUGCUGAUCGUCUAUGGAUGUUACCUGUUCUUUCAACUCAAAAGCCAUGCAGCCAUCUAUAACACCCCUGGUGAGAAGAAUCGCAAGCGACAGGUGGGCAAGAAAUUUAAGAAUGCUGUCCUUCCGGAGAGCAUGCGACGUAGAACACCAGAAGAAAGGGAUGCUGUUGUUGAAGAAGAUGAGAGCGAGGAACCCGAAGAGCCCAAUCUAUCCGUUUGGGUGGCAGUUGCGACUCUAGCUGUGUCCACUGUUCUGGUUGCACUGAAUGCCGAAUACCUGGUUGACUCCAUCAACGCGAUCACAUGUGGAGGCGGUAUCUCUAAGAAUUUCGUCGGCUUGAUCCUUCUGCCCAUCGUCGGAAAUGCCGCCGAACACGCCACCGCAGUCACGGUGGCUGUCAAGGACAAGAUGGAUCUUGCCAUUGGUGUCGCUGUUGGCUCAAGUAUGCAGAUCGCUCUACUGGUAUUGCCCUUUGUGGUGGUUCUUGGCUGGAUUAUCGGCAAGGACGAUAUGACUUUGUUCUUUGACGGCUUCCAGAUUGCUGUUCUGUUUGUUGCAGUCCUGCUCGUGAACUACCUGAUCGCUGAUGGCAAAUCACAUUGGCUGGAAGGUGUUCUCUUGAUGAUUUUAUACAUCAUCAUCGCAGUGGCAGCAUGGUUCUAUCCGACUGCUCCUGGUCUCAGUGACUGCCCGGCUGAUUCUUAAAACAACAAGUGGCCUAUCAGCAGAUUCAGUACAGCAUCAUCGUCACGCAGACCGACUUCUGCUUUCGGUGAUUCGACACUUUUCAGGUCAAAGCAAACAUGUAUCGUUCGGGUCAUCGUUCCCACGCUACUCAUAGUACAGAUCUCAGGACGAGAUGGCUAUGGCGCUUUCCAACAGAAUACCUUCAUGAGAGCUUGUGGAAAAUAACACUGGCCUAAUCAAAUCGUCGACCUGUUGAUAUCCACUCGGCCUGCUCAUCCAAGGAUGUCCUUAACUAGUUGACCACCAGACUCGACUCGUUUGAGGCGACAUUUCUCUCAUAUAUGAAUACCUACUACCACUUCUCUCUCUGAGCAAUUCCCAAGAUUUUGUACGGGCGCAAGCACUUUUCUCUUCUACUCGGGAGGCGGAUAUGAAGGCAUGGGGUUACAGGGAGGGUAGCACGCUGCAUUAGGUACAAAAGUGCCUACGCUACGAAGAAUUCCAAAUGAGGGCUUGGCUUCGAGCCCGAACUUGACGCCGUCGACCUGGCGUGGGAAAACUUGUGAACAUGUACUUUAAUUUUUGUUUGGUCGCCUCGCGCCCUAAUGACCUUUUUUUCAUACUUCGCAGAACCCUGAACAAUGGAGGUUUCUCAAUAUGAUACAACUUGUAAUGAUGUCCAUUCUGCCUAGUAUUCAAUAAGUAACCCCCUAGAUUUUGU